Glossina fuscipes is the source of this 1361-nucleotide messenger RNA. RefSeq lists its product as uncharacterized. Lineage: Eukaryota; Metazoa; Arthropoda; Insecta; Diptera; Glossinidae. Bases 393 to 824 code for a protein of 143 amino acids. The transcript is spliced from 2 exons. The record is from RefSeq and is a predicted model, not a curated record.
UUCAUUUUUGCGACCAGGAGAAUGUUUACAACAGAUAUUACGCAGACGGACAUGCUUAAAUCGAUUUAGAGUGCGAUCCUGAUCAGGAAUAUCUAUACUCUGUGGGGUUUCUGAUACUUCCGUCUGGCCGCUGUAAACGUUUCGACAAAAUGAAUCAUACCUAUCGUUCUUCGGUGAUGAGUAUAAUGACAUAAGGCUUCCUCAUCUAGCUGUAUUUCACGAACAAAUUUUAAAAAAGAAAAAAUGGAAACUUCUACAAUGAUAUAAAACACCUGAAAGCUAAAAACUUAAAAAUUUAUGAAAUUAUUGCUUUACUUCUUCCCUUUCAUAUCACUAAUGUACAUAUUUCCGUCAAAAGUCGACAAAUUUUCUACAAAACAGAAGCAAUUGAAAUGUCUUGCGUUUGUCAAUAUUUUGGUAACAACGCAACUCGAGCAAUUCCUCCCUCCAAUUGUAUAGACAAUGGUGUCGAUAAAAAAAAAGUGGACGAAUAUGAUGAUCCGCAAAUAAAUGGGUGUUCGUCGACAAAAAGCGAAGUAUCAGCCACCGAAUUAGCAGCUGCUCGUGCCGAAAUAUGGGUGCUAUCGAAGAAUUUGACAGACGCUCAAAUAUCUAUAGAAAAUCUUGAAAGCCUUCUAAAAUACAUAAUUGAUAAGCAGGGUGCAUUGUUAAGCGAGCUUUAUGCAUUAAAACGUAUUAAUUCUGAGCUGCAAACGGAAUGUAGUACGCAACGCGAUUAUCAUACAAUCGAGAGAAAUGCAAUAACUACCGAAUUGCAUAAUAUCAAAAAGCUACUCAGCAGCCGUACUAUUCUUCUGGUUUGAUUGUCGCACGCCCAAUAAGCUUUUACAUUUUCUUUUUUUCCACAGGAAGAAGCACUAAAAAAAAAUGCUGAGCUAACAAACGCAGUUCAAGAUGCAAACGAAAAAAUUUACGUAAUUGGUAUGAAAUUUCUGAAAUUAAAGUCAACUCGAUCUCGACAAUGCUCUGAACGCUCAGGUUCAAUUCAUUCUUCGGAACCAGUACAAUAACCCACGGAACACACACCACUUCUGCGCUUCUAUAUAUAUUUAUAAACGUUUUUAACUCUCAUUAUAUUAAAAACAGGACUAAACUCCUACUUUUAAAUACUACACUAUUUAGGAUGAAUUAUAAAAUUUUAAAAGACCAAGGAUGGUAAGUGGGUGUUUUAUAUCGAAAAACAUGUCAAAUUUAAAUAUUAAAGCUUUCGCACACUUCUACUUUUUCUACACACAUAGAAAAUUUUGUAUCAAGCGUUCGUCCUUAUAUACCAACACUGCAGACAACUGAAUACAAGUCCUUGGUGUCGCGUGCGGCCAAAAUCAUAUUUUUAUAUAUUA